CACUCUCUCAACUUUAAACUUUUCCAGCGUUCCUGCAGUCCGGAUCAACAGCACUGAGACUUUACUUCGGCGCAGCGCGAGCGGAUUCUACACAUGAAGUGCCUGGAUUUCUCGACAUGGAUCUGUGGAGAUUUAAUUUGAGUCGAACAGGUUUGUGAAGUAACUUAAUUCAUUUAGGAACAUGGAAAUGAACGUUCAGAAAGGGCUCUCACUCCCUGACAGUGCUUUCGAUCUCUCCUGCAAAGCUAGUCACAUUUUUCCCCGUCGCAUUUUAUAUGUCGUUCCUCACGGGAAACAUCUCCAGGCGUUCACACUGGGAUUAUAAACUCGUAUGAAUAUUUUCUUCGAGCGGAAUAACUGAUACAUUGUCGCAUUGAUGGAGACGGCGAUUCUGCGACAACCUGUUACAUUCUGGAAUGUUUGGAAUCCUUUGAAGUGGACGCGGCGUUCCGCACAGUAACGGAGUCGGCAUGACGUCACCGUGUCAAUCACGACGCGCGGGAAUCGGUGAAACGAUCGAUCUGUAGGAGAUCACAUCAAACCCUGUGAAGUUUUGCCACUUAAAUCAAUGCUCACGCCAGGAGUCAGUCCGCUGUCAAUCACUGUCUCUCAGUCACAGUUCACCACCUGUCAAUCAUGUUCAGUCAGUGAUACAGGCCAACAUUUGUUUGAUUAGAUUUGCAUUUCACAUCACAACACAACAAUCCACUCUAAAAACCAUUGGAUUAAAAAAAAAAAAAAAAAAAAAAAAUUCUGGACAGUUUUAGUGACCCUUGUGGAUUCUAGUGUUUUUUUUUUUGUUUUUUUUUUUCUGGACGGAUAGGUUUGUGGACAGACAGUGCAUAAUGUAUGGCCGGAGCCGGCCGCUGCAUCCGGGACAAUGAGGGUUCCUGUGCGGCGCUGGGCCGGGCUCUGGCCGUGGAUGCUCAUGGCUGGCCUGGAGGUGGUGUUGGGCCAAACGGGCCUGGAACUGGCCGCUGCCGUGGAGACCGAACGAGCCCUGAUCAAGGUGACCCUGCUGAAGCAGGAGUCCACCAGCAGGCCCAUCAUCACCCUGGAGGGGGUGUUCGCCGGGGGCAGCGCAGGCAGUGCCAGAGGGAAACUCAUGCAGUCUCACCCGUUGUCUCUGUGUAACACCAGUGAAGAUGAGCGUCAGGAACCCGAUUUCAUCAGCAUCGUCAAACUCGAGAGUCCCGAGAGCAACGUGCCGCAGUGCCAACCUCUGCUGGAUAAAGCUCGCCUGGCCAUUCAGAGAGGAGCUCAGGCCGUCAUCUUUGACAUCACUGAUGAUCCAUCUGCUGCUGUGGAGCUGCGUGACUCCGGGUCGUUGCCUCGUCCAGUGCUGCUGGUGAAGUCAUCAGACGCAGAAGAGCUGAUGGGACUCGUCAAUAAGAACGAAGAAGCCAUGGUGUAUAUCGACAUCAUGAUGGACCCUCCUAAAUGGCCUCACUAUGACGUCGGGAUCCUGUUGACCGUGGCUCUGGCUGUGCUGGCCAUCAUCAUGAUCUUUGCUCUACGCUUCCGCUGCAGGUCCAACAGAACCUGGGACUCUGUGCACCAGGAGACCAUGCGUGCCAUCAGCCGGUUGGAGACGCGCACGUACAGCUCUCAGGGUUGCUCCGGAUCCCAGCGUUCAGGCGCCGCUCCAGCGUCCAACAGCAGCUCCAGUUCCAGCCCCAUCUGUGCCAUCUGUCUUGAGGAAUUCAUGGAUGGCCAGGACUUGAGAAUCAUCUCCUGUGCUCAUGAGUUUCAUAAAGAGUGUGUCGACCCCUGGCUCCUACAACACCGAACCUGCCCACUGUGCAUGCACAACAUCAUGGGUAAACAGCCUCAGGGUUCAGAUCUGGCAUCCCGUCAGCCCCAAAGAAGUCGACUGCCGCCCCCUCCUCAAGAGCACAGUCAAGCCUUCCUCCUUCCCCAUCACUACUCAAACCAACGCCCUUACCCCCAACAUCACGUGCCCUUUUCCCUGCGGCAUCACUACCCCCGCACCCCUGGACAUUUACCCCAAUUGGGUCACUAUGGAAACUCCCCCCCUCCUCAUCCACGCACUCUCCGUUGCUUUCCCAACAGACCAUUGGGCGCUAGCUGCGCGUACCACCUUGCCCCGGAUUCCCAUCAUGGACGUACGCACAGGACAGGCGGGCGCGGGUGUCGGACUGGGGGGCAUCACUAUGCGCCCCCCAGACGGUCGUGUCAACGGUGCGCCGGAGGAGCGUUACGAAACGCCGCAGGUUCUUGUGUGCACCAUUUGGCAUCGUCAGUAAACCACGCGACUCAUCACCUGCCGCGUGGCGGAGGCUCGCACGGUCGCCAAGAUGACGGAAGCUGCUCCGGAGGGAGUUACCACACGGAGUGCAGCGGUUACCUUGCCGAGGGGCCGGCCACCGACUCCAGCUCGGGAUCGUGCCACGGCUCGUCCAGCGAUUCCGUAUUAAACUGUACGGAUAUCAGCCUGCAGGGCGUCUAUGGCAGCUGGUCCACUUUUCGUAGCUCGCUCAGCAGCGACUAUGACCCGUUCGUCUAUUACGGGCCGGGAAAAGGGCCACGCAGAGGGAGCAUGGAGGCCACGCAGAGGCCUCGUUCCCUGGACUCUGUAGUGAAUCCCGCCGGUGACGCCAAUGCGGUUUGCUCAGAAGAGAAGCAGCAGCAGCAAGUGGCCGUGUUCAGUCACGUUCACUAUCACAGGCAUAGACACCACUAUUACGAGGACGGGGACCUCGGCCAAGGGUCUGACGAGGAUCAGGGGGCCGUGGCAGCUGGUGGCCCCUGUAAUGCAACUAAAAACAAAGACUCCACUGGGUGUCAGGUACAGCACCAGACUUGCCACUGCCCCAAAACGGACCUCAGUUCAAGGAGGGUUGAGGAUAGAGCCCCGGACCCUGUUUCCUCCUCAGGCGCCUCUGUGAUCCUUCCCUCCCCCCCUUUAGCCUCUCCGUCCCUGUCCUGUUGCCACAAAGGCCCAGGGUGGACCACCAGACAGAAAGCAGCCGGCUGUCCCUUGGAAGCGCCUUCGCCGGUUGUUCACUUCCACCAAAGUUUGGACCUUCAGGAUGAUUGUAGCAUUCAUAUCCACUACGGACAGGGAGCUGGAAGCUACUGCUGCACACCUCCAGCGGAUAUGGCCCCUACACUGCUGCCGGUGCCCCUGAUCUUGGACUCGACUGGUAUGUCCGAAUGGCCGUGCUGUAGCGGGGCACAUGUGGUGUGGCAGAAGCAGGUCCAACAGGCCCAUUCGGAGCCUCAGCUUUUGGGCCCCACUUCUGAAACGGACAGACCCUUGUGUAGGGCCCAUCACGGCCCGGGGGACGAACUUCCUACGGAUAUCUGUCUGUACUGCCAAACUCUACACAAUAGUCAGGGGUCAGAAGAAGAGUCUGGUGUUUGAGAAAGCUCUUCGUCCUGAACUCCUCACGCUGCUACACAAGAGCCGAAAUGGACAAAACUCUUCGGCGUUCUCUCUGUGUCUCUUUCACAUGUCAAGUCUUCCAUAUAAUUCCAAACAUCAUCUGCAAUAUCAAACUGCAUCACCCAGAAUCUCCAGACCUCAGAACCUCUUUCUAGCAAAGAAGUAAAUACAGAAUUCAUCAGCGAUGAUUAGAUGGGUUUUUCACAUUUCUAAUGGCCAAAACAAGUCAUUGUACAGCCCUAUACGGCCCAAAUGUGACUUUUAAUAGGCCAGCAAACGGUGUUAAUUCAGGAAGUUAGCAAAGGAUCUGUGAGGAUGAGUGUGUGGUCAAUCUUAAUUUCUCCCUUUCCUUUGAUUUAAAACAGGAUUCAUUUAGUACUUUCUCUAGUCUGAGAAUUCCUUUGUUCAAACCCUUAAAAGUAUAAACACGUCUUCCCAUUGAGAAUUAGGCCUGACGUAUGUACUCUAUGCAAGAACGCAGACACUUCAAGCUACGCAAAUUUGGAUGCUGUGCUCUAAAAAGCAAAAAUUAGUGUAAUCCGUCUUGUUCUACAGUCAGUUUUCUCUUUCAGGUUAACUACUAUCAUGCCGGAAUCAAGUUAAACUUCACGACUUUUGCUCAGAUUUUUGCCACGAUUGCAGGCUAAAUGAUUUUUUUAGCUUUCGGACUGUGAUUCCAUCCAGGAUAUCAAAACAUGUUUGAUACUUCGAGUCGAUUUUAGAAGACGUGUUGCUACUGAAACUGAAGCUGUCCUCUAUAUACCAGUGUAUAUACCAAUAAAACACAAUACCAAUACAACAGAACACGCAUAACAAAUUAGCAUUAAAGCUGCAGUCGUAGCUUUUUUGGGGUUAAAAAUUAUCUAAAAUAGAUAUUUGUAUUAGAAAAUACAUAACCA
Messenger RNA from Pimephales promelas (fathead minnow), 4308 nucleotides. The record is from RefSeq and is a predicted model, not a curated record. NCBI's taxonomy places the organism in Eukaryota, Metazoa, Chordata, Actinopteri, Cypriniformes, Leuciscidae.